Molecule: messenger RNA, 2324 nt
Organism: Drosophila obscura
Lineage: Eukaryota; Metazoa; Arthropoda; Insecta; Diptera; Drosophilidae
Product: cullin homolog 1
Exons: 2
Coding region: 205-2226 (673 amino acids)
Biological process (GO): SCF-dependent proteasomal ubiquitin-dependent protein catabolic process; protein ubiquitination
Cellular component (GO): SCF ubiquitin ligase complex
Molecular function (GO): ubiquitin protein ligase binding
Source: RefSeq, a predicted model, not a curated record
UUAUCAAUAUCAGUAUCAAUAUACAUAUUAACAAAUUGUAUUAUUAAAAUUUUCCUACAAACAAUACAAUUUAAAUACGUAUAAAAUUGGGUUGGGCACCCACGAGAGGAUUUCAGGCGCUAAACUGGUGUAUUGCUAAAACUGCUCUUGCUGAAAUUCGGGUGGUUUCCAAGAACUGACGCAAGAGUGACGACAUCAGAAAUAAUGUCAUAUAAUUAUGAUUUAAUAUACGACUUCAGCGAUCUGCUGUUCCCGGAUUUUGAGAGGAUCUUUGAAAAUGACACCAAAUGGAAACGUCAGGAUCUGAUGGCGUUGCAUAGGACCAUCUGUGAUAUGUGUUGCAACGUAUCAAUUGAGAGAACACGCAGCCAGGGAGGUGGUAGAGUAGUUUACAACAACAUAACGAAUUUUCUAACCAUUCGACUUAAAAGCAUUGUCGCGGAGCUAGAUUCAAUAAAUGACGAACAGAAGUUGGUCCGUGAGUAUGGAAAAUCGUGGAAAUCGUACCAGGCUUCCGUCACUGUUCUGGAUAUCGGGUGUAGCUACUUGAACGAAAAUUGGGUAAAAAAAGAGAGGCUAGAUGAUGUGCUAGACUAUGUGUAUACGAUCUACCAUCUGGCUAUGAUUAUGUGGAACAAAUUUAUAUUCAGACCGAUCGAUCGAUCCCUAAUUAAUGCUAUUGAAUACACUAUGGUGAUGGAAAGCCACGCUCCGCCAGCCAGCUCCAUGAUAUAUACCGUGUUACAGUCGAUCGUCGAUAUAUUCGCAAAUGACGAUAAUCAGUCUUACUCUGUGCUGGAAAAAAUGAACAAUGAAGUAUUACAACCGGUUGUUUUAAAGUUUUUCGAGGAUAAAUCGAAAACUUUGUUCAAAUACAUGCUGGAAUCGGACUCGUGCAAAGAACUGAAACAUUUUGUGAAAUGUGCCAUUUUAUACAAGCCUUCGAUUGAGCCCGAUCUCUGUCGCAUCUUGAGCGAAUACCUUGAGUGCCUGCUUAAAAAUGCCAUUGACAGAUGCGGGAGCUCGAAUUAUGGCAGGGACUAUGUUCAAGCCAUAUUGGCCCUGCGCAAAGUUCCUCCGCUAAGGGCUUUGGCACAUCGCAAAGAACUUUUGGCUGUCGCUGAUCUUGUGUGUGUUAAGGUGAUAAACGAUCGCAACCAAGUGGAGAAUCCACCGAAAAUUCUUGCCCUAUACUGUCAUAAGCUAAUUCAGAAGAAGCCAUUAUCUGAAACGCUUACAAAUGAAUUGAAAAGAAUUGUAGAUGUUGUGGCAUUUUUGAAUGAUGAUAGUAAAACAUUCUUUACGAAAUUAUACUUCGCACUGCUGAACAAGCGACGCAUCGAUAAUAUAUCUGCCUCGGAUGAAAACGAAUCAUUGAUGAUCUCCAUGCUGGGGAAGAAUCUUGGGACUGAUUUCCUAUCCAGGGCCACAAUCGACCGAAAUGAAAUGGCUGCAUCGAGUGCCAUACAAGCAAAGUGCAAGGACUUCAUGCUGGGAAUAGGCUUAAAAGUACAAAUUGAUGUGCGUAUAAAGUUUUUUAAAGUCAGAGAGCUCAGUGUUUUAAGUAAUAGCAUGCGAUUGCCCGUGGAACUGGAGCAGCCCGUCAACGAGUUAAAAUUAUUUUGGUCCAAGCAGUAUAAUAGAUAUGCGCUCGACUUCAAUCUUCCAAAGUCCUGGGGCGAGCUAACCAUGAACUUGAGUGCCUAUAAAUGUUAUACUCUCCAGGUAAACACCUUGCAAAUGGCCCUCCUCCUCCAGUUCAAUCAUCAGAAUAUUUUCGCUGUCCAGAAAUUGGCCGAAAAUGUAGGAGCCAGCCCGGAGACACUGAUAAUGGCAAUGCGUCCACUGAUCGACCGCAAGCUGUUGAUCGCCGGUGAAGAUUCCGCAGCCUUGACGCCCACAUCUUCUAUAACUGUGUGCAGUGAUUACAACAGCAAGAAAUCCCUUAUAAACAUUGUAAUGGCGACGGCUCCGAGGGUAACUGAAACCAAUACUCGUAUAUUGGUGCCGCAAGAGCUGGAUGCAGCAAUAGUCCGCAUCAUGAAAAGGGAGAAGCAGUUGCACUUAUCUCAGCUGAUGUUCAAGGUGACCCAAGAGCCGAACCUUCGCUCCAGUCCUAUUAAAUUGAUUAAAGGUCGUAUUGAGCAUUUUCUUGAAAAUAAAUACCUGGAGCUUUCAUCGGACAAAAAGGUACUUAAACUAUCUAAAUGUACGGAAGACUCAUAAUAAGCCAACAAUUAUUUAAACAACUGUAAACACACUAAUUUCUAAACAAUGGUUAACCAUCGGACAAUAAAAUGCUCCUGUAACACUAACAGCAAAGA